Molecule: messenger RNA, 2090 nt
Organism: Prorocentrum cordatum
Lineage: Eukaryota; Dinophyceae; Prorocentrales; Prorocentraceae
Source: the annotation of a GenBank genome assembly
CAGUCGGGAUGCCUCCGAGGACGCCAUGGACGGCACCGCCGCGCCGGCGGCCCCGCCGGACCCGAGCGCGCAGACCCUGGCGGUGUUCCUGGAGGAGGUGGCCUUCUUCCUCGAGGACAUGGAGCAGGACCUGUGGUGGCUGUGCCGGGCGGCGCACCAGCCGGUGGUCCCGCCGGUGGUCCUCGGGAACGAGGAGCUCCAGAGGGUGGACGAGGCCGUGGAGAGCGCCAUCGAGCGGCUCCGUGAGCGGGCAGAGAGCCACGCGGAGUCCCACGCCAACCAGGUGGGAGGAGGAGCUCAAAUUCCCGCAGGUGACUUCGGAAGAGCGCGCGGUGCUCUCCGCGGUCAGGGGCCUCAAGUUCCACUGCAAGGGCCGCGUGGAGGUCUUCCCGUGCAUGAAGGAGGCCAACAACAGCGCCGUCUGGGGCGCGUUCUUCAAGGAGGUCUCGUCCAGUAACCCGUGCUGGAUGGUGCGGUCCGACGGGCCUGGGCAGAACAUGGUGCCGGCGCAGUGCGUCGCGAUUGUGCCCGUGCAUGUCAACAAGAGCAAGAAGGAGAUCAAGCUGUUCAACGUAUGGUGUCCGGAGAAGAAGAAGCGGCACUGGUCCUUCCCCGGCGGGGACGUCGUGCGAGGCACCGACCGGAAUCUGUUCGACACCGCCCGCCGGGUGUUCGAGGACGAGGUCGGGGUCUUCUUCGGGCUCUCCUGGCGCGAGUGCUUCGUUUGCGAGCUGCCGCAGGAGUGGUCCGAGGCGGCAGACGCGGCCGCCGUCUGCCUCUCCGUCCAGCUGGACACCACCGGCCCCAAGUACCCGUGCCGGCCCUACUUCUUCGUGCAGGUGACCGAGGACUUCUACGAGACCACGCGCGCGUACGAGGAGGCGAGUGGGGUGAUCCGCAUGCCGCAGCCCCAGGGCGCCUUCGUGCGCUGGGACGAUGCCGAGCCCAAGGAGUCCGCCCGCCAGGUGCACCUCGAGGGCGCCCGCUUCCUGCAGCACGACGAGGCCUGCUGGGUGAAGCUGGAGUACGAGACGGGCAGGAUGUGCACCGACGACGGGCGCCAGGUGCGGAAGGAGAACGCCGACCUCAUGAAGCUGCAGGACGAGAAGGUCUACAAGUACCUCGCGGACCUCUGCGGGCUCGACCCCGUGGUGAGGUGCUCGGCGCUGCCCCAGGACCUCCCCGACGACGGCCCCUUCGCCGUGCGCGUGAGCGGGAUCGACAAGACCGCCACCGACGACGACAUCCGGGCGUUCUUCGAGGAGAGCAGCGUCGCCUGCCAGAGGAUCGAGCAGUUCGAGGUCCCCAAGCACACUGCCCGGGUCGACUUCCCCGACAGGCAGUCCCUGGAGAUGGCGCUGCAGCUCAACAACCGGAACCUUCUCCGGCGCAAGGUGAAGGUCGAGCUCUGGUCGGACGACGGCGGAGACGCCACCAGCGCGGCCCCCUCGGCGGCACGGCCGCUGAAGCCGUACGAUGGGCCGCUGCCAGACAGCCCCCCGUUCAAGAUCUACAUCCGGGGCCUGGACAAGAAGUGCACCAGGGACGACCUGGGCUACUUCUUCUGGGACCGGGAGUGCCAGGUGAAGGACGUCGACUACCCCCUCAAGAGGGAGAGGCACGCGGGCAUCGUGGAGUUCGAGAACGUCGAGUCGCUGAAGACCGCAAUGGGUCUAAACCAGGCCGUGUUCCAGGGCAGGGAGCUCGCCAUCGACUUCCCCCAGAACAUCACCGAGCGGCCCGCCGAGAGGGGCGGCGGCGGCGGCGGGUUUGGAGGCGGAGGCGGCCGCGGCAAGGGCGGCGGCAAGGGCAAGGGCGGCGGCGGCGGCUUUGGGGGCGGCGGCGGCGGCCGGGACCGUGGGGACCGCGGGGACCGCGGGGACCGCGACAUGGGCCGCGACCGCGACCGGGACCCGCCCAGCCGGGCGGACUUCGGCAGCGAGCGCCCGCGGCUGGCGCUGCAGCCGCGCACCAAGCCGCGCCCAGGAGAGCCCGGCUACGUGGAGCCAGGAGAUUUCCGCAGGGGGCACCUCCCGUGCGCCACCACCGUGCCUGGCCAGGGGCAUCUUGGGCCCCAGGAUCGUGUAUAG